AAAAUCAAGAGAGGGGAAAAAGGGAGAAUAGAAACAUGGGAAAAUCCACUUCCUGUUUCAAAAUCAUCACUUGCGGCGGCGAUUCUGCUGAAACAGACGACGUUAUUCAUGUUCCUCAGGCUGAGAGUAAGAGACCAAAUGAUAAAAAGGGAUGGAGCUUUCGAAAGAGAUAUGAUCAUCAUCAGGUGCUUAGCAACACUGUUAUACAGGAAGCAACUUCUGGACUUGAGCAAAGUUCGGAAUUUGCCGGUUUCAAUUUUCAACAUCCCGAUGCAUCCAUUGCUCCUGAGAAAACUUCAUCCAUUCAGUACAGUGAAGAGAAACCUCAGGUGAAGACACCAGAAGAGUACAUUGAAGAAGGAUCUAUGUGUGUAGGACCGAAAGAGUGCACUGAAGAAAAAUUUCAGUUGCUUACACCUAUGGCAUACAAUGAAGAAAAAUCUCAGUUUCUUAUACCUAUGGCAUACACUGAAGAAAAAUCUCAGUUGUUGACCCAAGAGGAACCUAAGAUGCCUGAAUCUGUUCCCAUCACCAUAAAUGAGGCUGAAGACGAUGCCAACCUUGACGAAUCUGUUGUUAUUAUCAUACAGACUGCUAUCAGAGGGUUCUUGGCACAUAAAGAGAUAGGAAAGCUCAAGAAUUUAGUGAAGUUGCAGGCUGCUGUAAGGAGACACUUGGUUCGGAGGCAUGCUGCGGGGACAUUACGUUGCCUUCAAGCCAUUGUCAAGAUGCAAGUUCUUGUUCGUGCUCGUCUAUCGCAAGAAGGGCUUUAUGCUGAAAAUAGGCUGGAUGGCAAGCUCCAUAAUGACAAUCAAAAUUUGCAGGGAAGCUCAGCAAUAAAACAAAAUGCAACUUAUACUUCCAUAGAGAAGCUGCUUAGCAGUAAGUUUGCUCGUCAGCUGAUGGAUUCAACACCCAAGAACAAACCUAUCCACUUCAAGUGCGAUCCAUUGAAACCAAACUCAGCUUGGAGCUGGUUGGAGAGGUGGAUGUCUGUGCCAUCACCUAAAUAUUCUUCGACCGUCAAAUUAACUAUGGAACAACCAGAAUGGGAGAAAAGCAACAAUUAUGAGACUCCGGUUACCGCAACAGUUCCAUCUGAAGAGAUCUCCGAGUCAAACGAACCAAAAACUGAUGUACGGGAGACAUUGGUAUCAUCAGAGAGUGAAGAGAAUCUGAUCACUGACAAUGCAGCCAACUUUAAGUUUGAGGAAUGCGAGCGAACUUCCUCUCCAGUAAUGGAUGAUAUGGACCAACCUCGGAGUGACACUAUUACAUCCGACCUAAAUGAGAACUCUCAGGAGAUAAACUCACAAGAUCAAAUGAUGCAAACGGAUGCACAUUCUCAAACAGUGGGCAGUUGUCUUUCUAACAAGCUGGAAAUAGAGAGUGAACAAUCCAAACAUUCUACGAAAAGAUUUGCUUCUGAACAACUGGAAGCAGAGCCAAUGAAAUUUGCAUUUGGGUCAAGAAAGGUAAGUAGUCCUUCAUUUAUUGCUGCUCAAACAAAAUUUAAGGAGUUGAGUUCAACGGACAAUUCAAGUAGAUCGGUUGAUUCAUCCCACCUAGAUGUUGAAGAUGAAUCAAACUUGGAUACUCUGUCAUCUGAGGCAGAUACGAUAAGCAGGUCAACCAAACGAAGCAUCACAGAAAAUGCAGUCAAGAAUAGGGGGGUUCAAUGCAGUGACUCUGAAUGUGGGGCUGAAAUCUCUAUUACUUCCACUCUCGGUUCACCUGAUAUAUCUGAAGUUGGAACCAUAGGAUAUGAAUAUGGAGCAAAAGUUUCUGAGCAAGAAAAUUUUAGUUCUAACAGUAUUAAGGAUUUGAAUGUUAAAGAAAACAAUACAGGAUCAAUCAGAAUGACUGAUUCUUCUCUGUCUUUUGCUGAUCAGCCAGAUUCUUCUCCAUCUAUUGCUGAUCAGCCCAAGAAACUGGAUGAUGCUAGUGGUGCAUUGGCGAAUUUAGUUGUUGCAGACUCCCCUCAAGUAGCGCAGGAGCCACCGAAAGGCACACCUGAUCUGCAUAGAGAUCUGGAUUCUGAGAUGGGUAAUCAAGCAUACAUAUUAUCCCCAGAAGCCUCGCCCAAGUGCCAUAUGAUUGUUCCAGAAUCCCAAAGAACACCUUCUAGUGAGGUAUCAGUGACAGCUAGAAAGAAAAAGGACAAGAGCUGUCAAAAGCGCAAGUCCUUGUCUGCUGCAAAGAGUUCUCCAUUGACUCCAGAUUGUGAUAGUGGAGCAAGAAGUAGUAUGGAACUAUUGCCCAAAUAUAAAAAAAAUGGAAAGAUACGUAAUUCUCAAGGUUCAGGAAGACCCGACAACAUUGACGGUGAGCCGAGAGAUAGUAACAGCAGCAAUUCUCUUCCCCAUUUCAUGCAUGCCACGGAAUCUGCCAGAGCUAAGGUUAAUGCAAAGACCUCACCAAGAUCAAGUCCAGAUGUGCAUGACAGAGACAUUUAUAUCAAGAAGAGACAUUCCUUACCUGCCGCUAAUGGGAGGCAGGGUUCUCCAAGGAUCCAGCGACCAAUUUCUCAAUCCCAUCAGGGUGCAAAAGGAAAUGGUACAAAUCCUAUGCAUGAGAAAUGGCAAAGGUGACGGGUUACCUCGGAGCAACCAUAUUUCACAGUUCCAUGAUAUGCAACUUUUCAGAUGGAGAAGUGGAGCUGAUUGGAGGUCUUCUUAUCUAGCUUUAUGCCUCAGCAUUUCUCCACUUAAGUUGAUUCUGACAAACCAUCUAGUGCUUGGCAUGGGAGGAGAUAUAUAUAGAGUUGAGUUAACAUUUUCUUGUUUAUUUCUAUUACGAAAACUAUUGAUAUUGUUAUUGUUUGUUUCUAAGCUUUACCCCUGAGAGGGGUCUGCUCGUGUGUUUGGCGUGGUGUUAUUCGGGUUUGCUACAUGUUUUCGAGACAAUGAUGCUUUAAAGUGGAGAGCUUUGAUCAAAUUUUCGUGUAAUAACUCGGCCAUUCUCUGUUCUUUCGUUGGCCACCACUUU
Messenger RNA from Hibiscus syriacus, 2988 nucleotides. Its product is annotated as protein IQ-DOMAIN 32-like. The transcript is spliced from 7 exons. The coding region runs from base 36 to 2591 and encodes 851 amino acids. Lineage: Eukaryota; Viridiplantae; Streptophyta; Magnoliopsida; Malvales; Malvaceae. The record is from RefSeq and is a predicted model, not a curated record. Gene Ontology annotation, molecular function: protein binding.